Molecule: messenger RNA, 1242 nt
Organism: Aureobasidium subglaciale EXF-2481
Lineage: Eukaryota; Fungi; Ascomycota; Dothideomycetes; Dothideales; Saccotheciaceae
Exons: 1
Coding region: 1-1242 (413 amino acids)
Source: RefSeq, a predicted model, not a curated record
AUGCGUUUUACACAGACUCUGGUACUCAGAACAGUCAUCCUCGCCCAUAUAUGUACUGCAGCCAAUAUCUCCGGCACUCCUUACGUUGACACCAACCAAAUCAGGACAUUUCGCUUGACAGCCCUGAAUUCCACCGACCCUGCCAACAGCGCGAUCAUUACCCGACACGAGGAUGAAAUACUACCGAACGGAACUGUGCAGGUCCGCCAUGGUUCAGGUUCCCGCAUCCUUCCUUCAGGCACGCCCCUGAAUGUCUCGGCACAAGUGAACGGGUCUCUUGUGUCCAUCGACUCCUUCAUGCACAACAUGGGUCUCGGUGGUAUGAUGGUCGUCAAGGACGGUGUCAUCAGGCUAAAGAAGUACAAACUUGGCAACCAAAAGCAAUCUCGAAACUCCAUUCAGUCUUGUACAAAGUCCUUCACGUCAACUGCUUUCGGUAUUGCCGUCAAGCAGGGAAAGAUCAACAUUCAUGAUCUGGCUGGAAAGUGGAUCCCAGAACUUGCCAAUACGCCGUAUGGAAUGGUAUCGCUGGAUAGCAUCAUGGACAUGACAGCAGGGGUUGCAGCACCAGCCAACGCGACCGACUAUUUUGAAGUCUACAAAGAAUCUAAUCCAAAGGCUGUGUUGGACUUGUUCAAGACAUAUGAGAGGGUUGCUAGUCCGGGCGCGGUAUACAACUACAUGGACCAGAAUUAUGCUGUCACUGCCAUUGCGUUGCAGCGAGCCAUAGGCGAGACAUUGCAAGACUUCGUCACGAGACACAUCUGGACUCCUGCUGAAAUGCAAUACGAUGGCUACAUGCGUACAACAGCAGCACAUCAAGUCGACGGUCAUGGCGGCCUUGCAAUCACACUGGGAGACAUGUCACGCUUCGGUCUUUUCGUCCUCGACAACAUCCAAGGACGUGGCGGCCCUGCUGUUCCAUCUGGCUGGUUUGAAGCGAUAGCAUCAGCAAACAGUAGUACCGGAAUUCGAGCACCAGGGAACAUCACAGAAGUGCCUGGCUUCGGCUACCAGACUGGCUGGUGGACUUUGCCUCGUGGUAGCGUUGGUACUUAUGCUUUGGGAGACGAUGAAGCCUUCGCCGCGCUGGGGAUGUACGGACAGGCUAUCUAUGUCAUUCCUAAGCUCAACGCUAGUGUGGUCCUGCAGUCUUACUAUCCGAUCCAGUAUGAGGAAGUCUUUUACUUUGGGCAGCAAUUCGUGACGGAAAUCGCUCUUGCUUUGAGAAAAUCUGGAUAG